AUGGCACCGAAUAUAAUUUCAAAUGGAGAAAAGAAAAGGGCGAUGCGGAGUAUGAAUGUAGUUCUGGACGCAAUUGGCACUUUAAAGGAUAAACUUGGUUCUGCACCCAGCGGCAUUUGCGACUACAUUUCUGCUGUAUAUGGAAUAGAUCCAAAAUUGAUUAAGGCUAAGGUUAGAGUAACACUUAAGAAAUGUUUAUUAGCUGGCUUAAUAUCAAAACGAGAUGGCCUCUAUAAAUUAACUUCCUCUGCCCAUAUACAAACUUCUAAACUCCCAACUAAAGAAGUUUGCUGGUGGUACCGGCAAGGCGGCAAAAAGUCGAGAGCGAGAAGAUCAAGAUCAAAAUCCAAAUCGCCUAAAAGACGCAAGGGCAAACGCCGUGGCCGUGGCCGUAGCCGUAGCCGUAGAAGCGGACGUAAAUCUAGAAGGAAGAGUCCCAAACGCAAGAAGGGACGUGGUAAAAGUCGCAGGGGCAAAAAGCGUCGUGCAAUAAAUGUUUUGCCCAAAAAUGGAAAAUAUUUUCGAAUGACCAAGUUUGACCAAAUGCAAUCUGAUGCCGAUUUGAUUAUCAGCGACUUAAUACGGAGUAUCGAGCAUAAAUUACGUAAUAAAAGAAAUGAAGAUUUGGCUCAUCACAAUAUUUGGAAGAAAAAUAAUAAAUAUAUUACCGCGCACGUAUCAAGAUAUUCCAAUAGGAAUGAUGACAAAUUAUCCUCCGCAACCGAACACUCAACAAAAAAAUCUGCUUCAGAAACAAAAAGGGACCAAUAUAUUAACGAUGACAUAGUUAAUCCAGAUUUCGAUCCUGAUAAAAAAAUUAAGUCUGAACGCAAUAGUUCUACCGAUAUGUCGAACAAUUAA
This is a messenger RNA of Ctenocephalides felis (cat flea), 861 nucleotides long. RefSeq names its product serine/arginine-rich splicing factor 4-like. Gene Ontology annotation, biological process: nucleosome assembly. The record is from RefSeq and is a predicted model, not a curated record. The transcript is spliced from 4 exons. Gene Ontology annotation, cellular component: nucleosome. Gene Ontology annotation, molecular function: DNA binding. NCBI's taxonomy places the organism in Eukaryota, Metazoa, Arthropoda, Insecta, Siphonaptera, Pulicidae. The coding region runs from base 1 to 861 and encodes 286 amino acids.